Closterium sp. Naga37s-1 is the source of this 1533-nucleotide messenger RNA. Lineage: Eukaryota; Viridiplantae; Streptophyta; Zygnematophyceae; Desmidiales; Closteriaceae. The record is from the annotation of a GenBank genome assembly.
AUGCAGCUUCGGCCCGUGAAUCCCGCGGACGGCUUCUGCGCCAUGGGCUACUACCCGGGAUUCGCGCCGGCAAACGCGCUCCCCGCGGCUCUCGGCCUGGAGGGCAUGGGAGUCGUGGCGGCGCUGGGCGAAGCGGCAGCGCAAUCGGCGCCGGAUCUGGCGGUGGGGCGGCGCGUGGUGCCGCUGCUGGCACUGGGCGCGCUGGAGGCGGGCAGCGGCGCGUGGCAGGAGUACGUGGCGGUGGACGCGGCGCAUGUGGCAGCGGUGCCCGAGGGAGUGCGCGACGAGGACGCGGCGCAAUUGGCGGUGAAUCCGCUGACGGUGCUGGGCAUGCUGAACCAGCUGGAUGUUCCCAAGGGCGAGUAUCUGGUGCAGACGCAGGCGGGGUCGACGCUGGGCCGCAUGCUGAUCCAGGUGGCGCGCGCGCGUGGCAUCAGGACGAUCAACGUCGUGCGCCGAGCCGCCCAGGCCGCUGAGCUCAAGGCGCUGGGCGGCGAUGAGGUGAUCUGCUCUACAGACGAGAGUGUACCAGACAGGGUGCGGGCCAUAACGGGUGGGCGAAUGGCGCAUGCAGCGGUGGAGAGCGUGGCGGGCGACCUCACGGGCGCAGUGCUCUCCUCCGUGCGCCCGGGCGGCACCGUGCUGCUCUUUGGUGGCGCCUCGGGAGCCACCUUCUCCGCCUCCAUUGGGGACUUCAUCUUCAGGGAUGUGACGCUCAAGGGCUUCUGGGUGGGGCCCUACUUGAAGGUGCUGAGCCAUGAGAGGCGGCAGGCGGUGGUGAAGGAGGCGUUUGAUCUCAUUGCCAACGGCACUGUCACCCCCUUCACGGGUGACAAGAUGGACCUCUCUGAGUUUGCCACUGCUCUCAAGAACCAGCUGGCAGAGAAUCGUCAGGGAAAGAUUCUUCUUUCUGGAGCUGCUGCAAUGCGCAACGCGCGUCCCGAGUCGUUGGAGGUGCCGCGAAUGGACGAGCGGCUGUCAGCCACGUGGAGGAGCGAGUGGAAACCGCGUGGUUACAACGACCACGUGGCGCUCAUCCGUGCGGACCUCGAUAGAUCUCUUACUGCUGCUAGCACUUUAGUUUUUCGUACCAUCGUCGGCAGCAUCCUUGUCAGCAGCUUCUGCAUCUUCACCAACCGCGGUGGCCUUGCCACUCGCACUCCCAACCUGCUUCUUCAUGCCAACCGCUGCAGUGCACAGCCUGGCACGCGUUCGGCAUCAUUGCUCUCUGCUCAUUACAGCCCCCAUGUGUGUGCCCACCGACCAUGCCUCCAGGUGCACUUGCAAGCAUCAGUGGAGGAUCCGUACGAGCUCUCGUUGUUUCUACAUGUGCCCCUGCUGGCCGGCACAGUGAACCGCGGCAGCGUGGUGGUGAGUACAGGGCCUGUUGCGAAUGACUGGGCGGCAUCUGCAUGGUUUGAAACGACUGCCACAGAGCUGUCUGUGAUUGGCUGGGUGUUCAAGCAGAGAGACAGCGUGGCUCUUAGUGUGGUGCAUGAAAUGCGGGCCUCGCUCAUUGAUGCUCUGGUAUGA